UACGUGUAGCCGAACAGGUCAGGUGUGCAGUGCCUUUGCACACUGAGCGAACCUCUUUAAUCGACUUGCACGGGGUGAUAAAUAAUUAGCUCGUGCUAGCUGCAUGUACGCGUCCAUUGUGUUCUAUGAUUGGAACUGAUGCACGAAAUGAUUCGAGAUGAGAAGCUUGUUUUGGUUCAUCAUCACCGCACAGCAUUAAAGUGUCCAGAAGUGAUAAUCGUUCAUGAAUUCAGCCAGUGCCAGGAGGAGAUUCCAGCCAUGGAGAAGACCGCACCAGACACAGAAAAGAAGACAAACACUGCCACCACAGUUUCUAAAGCGUGUCUGGAGGCAGGCUUGUAUAAAGACUUGGAGGACUCUGACUUAGGCAUCCAUAGUUGUGAGUUUUGUGGGGCCAGUUUUGAAUCCAGGCGAGGUCUUUCCAGUCAUGCCCGGUAUCAUCUCAGGCAGCUGGGAGUGGCUGUGUCCGACAGUAGUGGAGCUCCUAUAGACCUCCUGUACCAGCUAAUGAAAGAAAGAGGUGGAACUCUACCCAAGCUCGAAAAACAGGUCAGCCCUGUUAAAAAAUACAAAACAAAGUCCCCCAAGCUCAAAAAGGAUUCUGGGCCCAAACUGAAGAUUAAAAUAUCCAACCUUGUAAAGAAAAAAUAUGCCCUUUCCUCAUCUUCCCCCAUUGCUGUAAAAGGAUCAGCAGCAUCUGGUCGCUCUUCUUCGCCUUUCGCUGUAGGGAAGCCUCGUAAAGCAUCUUCUAAGAAGAUUGUAGUGUCCACUCCAUCUUCAGCCCUGUCUCUUCAUAAGGAUGUGGAAUUCAGGCUCAGUGAUGGCAGUCCGUCUACCUCCCUCUCGCUGGCCUCAGCCAAGCCCCUCUGGGCUCCUAAGGAAACAGAUGUCCCACUCAAUUUAGAAACUAUGAUGAAUUCUACAGUGAGGGAUGAUGUCCAUGUAUGUGAAUUAUGUGGAUCGUGGUACGAGACCCGUAAAGGUCUCUCCAGCCACGCACGGGCCCACCUGCGGCAGUUCGGUGUGAAUUUGGACUCUAAAGGUGCUCCCAUAGACAUGCUUCAUAAAUUAAUUCAGAGUGAAGACUUCAAGGAAAAGGCCAGUGCUGGGCAGCUGGAAGGGUCGGAUUUUGAGAAAUACACAUCACCCUCCUCCACUCCUUCCACCUCGUCAGCCAUCAGCAAAAAUCCCCCUCUUGCUCCUCUGUCGUUUAAUGGGCUGACAUCCAUUCUUCUAACACCUCCCCCUAUCAAAAAGAAGAUUAUUUCUCAGGACUUUUCAAGAAACUUGCCCCUCAGUGACAAAGUAGAGUUUAAGUCCCCUCCUUCAGCCAAAAAGCACAAGAUUUCACUAGAUGUUUCAGGGAACAUGCCACUCAGCGGCCAAAUAGAAUUGAAAUCACCUCCCUCAGAAUUGAUUCCAUCUCCCCCAAACACAAAGCAGAAGAUUUCUACAGCUGUUUCAGAGGAAUUGCCUUUCAGCGAGAAAAUAGAAUUGAAAUCACCUCCCUCAGUGAAGAAGCAGAAGAUUUCUCUAGAUUUUUCAGCGAGCUUGCCCCUUGGUAAAAAAGCAGAAUUGAAAUCACCCUCUCGAGGUGAGUCAUCUAAAGAUGUCAACUGUGAGUUCUGUCACGAGAAGUUUAAAAAGAGUCAGAGCCUGGCCAGUCAUGCCCACUAUCACCUGCGUCAGAUGGGCAUCACAGAGUGGUCCGUCCACGGGUCUCCCAUAGCCACUCUCCGAGAGGUCAUGGCCCAGCAUGGUGGUUCUGUGGGAUCUCUCAGUCCCCUGUGUCCACCCUCGCUGACCCCACCUGUAUCCCCUUCUGCACCCCCUCUCCCCUCAUCCCCUAAACCCAUUACCCAGCCUUCCUCUCCUCCUCCUGUUCCUCACAAAGUUCCAAAGGCCAAGAAAGGCUCCAGGACUGUGAUCCCAAGACCAAAGGACGAGCCUGUGGAAGUUGAUAUCUCUAUCAUAGAGUCUCCUAAGCCACAAAGCACUCCCACCAGCCCUUUAACACCUAUAUCUGAUUCCAACACCGUUAGAUCACCUGUGAUCGCCCCUAAGCCCGAGAAGCAGGAGCCCAAAGCGUUCGUAUGCUGCGAUUACUGCGGCGAGAUGUUUGAUACUCGUAAAGCCCUGUCCUGUCACGCACGUGGUCACUUACGACAGCUGGGAGUAAGGUGGUCCCUGAAAGUCCCACCCAUAGAGGCCCUGUAUGAGCUCAUGAAGAGGGAGGGCACUGAACGGGCAUCCCAAAUCAAAUCAGAACCUGCAUCAGGGGCGGCAGUGCAGUGGAAAAAAACAGCAUCCUCACCUCAGACGUUAUCUGGGGAAAAAGAGAAACCUGCCUCAGACAGCAUGACCACAGGCUGCGAUGCCACCUGUGAACUCUGCGGCUUUGAUUUUGAGAAUCGCAAGGCACUGGCCAGCCACGCAAGAGCCCACCUGAGGCAGCAGGGAGUGGAUUGGAAGGUCAUCGGCUCUCCUAUUGAGACCCUGGCGGCCUGGAUGAAGAGUGAGCCGGCGAAGGUAGCAGAGCUCCAUAAAAGCUACAUGAGGGGGCAUUUGCCUCUUGUUAAGAAGGCCUCUAGAAGAACCUCCACUCCAUACUCUUCCUCAGACUCUGAGUCUGUCCGUCUUGGUUCUCACAAAGGUUCAUCUUUUGCUCGAGACACUUUAGCUCAGCUGCAGGUAUCCCAGCUUUCCAAAGCAACUAGAGAGGGCAAAGCAGGGAUGAGCCACUCCAUCUCAUCACACAAGAAAUGUUCACCUUUAUCAGAUGAACUAUCCUCAAACAGCCUGAUCCAGAUCCCCACAGCCCACAGUGAACUGAACGUUCGUUCACCUCGAGGCUGUGAACGGCGUCCUCCAAAGCAUUUAUCUCACUCUGAGAGUGUAUCUGGGGAAACAGAACCUUCAAAGCCUUCUCGGGCUGGAAACAUUCCAUCCUUGGUGCCUAGACCACCAGAGGCCAGCCUAGUAAAGCUAGUAGGAAAAAUGUACUCCCUUAAGUGCAGGUUUUGUGAGGAGGUUUUCCGAGGGCCGCUCUCCAUACAGGAGGAUUGGGUCAUACACCUACAGCAGCACAUCCUCAAGCUGAAGACCGAUUCAGCCUCAAGCUCAUCACCUCAGCCUCCUCUCAGUCACAGCGAAGCACCACUGCUUAUUGGCCCUCAGGCUGUCUAGAUGCUCUUUCUGCUGUGGUCUUUCUUUUCAAAAUUAUGCAAUUACACUACGCUGACUUUUUAUUGAGAAGUUUAACUUUAUCACCUGGACCUUAAAAUGUCAACUGUGAUGAGGAUUUUUGCCUAAAUUUUAUUUUCUACUUUUAGAUGAAUUUUUGUUGGGCACUACUGAAAGUGAUUGACCACAGCAUUUCUUACCUGUCAAGUGUUGUCCAGUGGAUUUAUUGAGAUGAUUUGAAUGUAUUUUACUUUAUUGUAUUUCGCUGUUUAUAAUGUGUUGCCACAUUUUACCAGUUUUCUUGAUUAACAAGAUUUCAAA
Messenger RNA from Sinocyclocheilus grahami, 3504 nucleotides. Its product is annotated as protein Wiz-like. Gene Ontology annotation, molecular function: DNA-binding transcription factor activity, RNA polymerase II-specific; RNA polymerase II cis-regulatory region sequence-specific DNA binding. Lineage: Eukaryota; Metazoa; Chordata; Actinopteri; Cypriniformes; Cyprinidae. The transcript has 10 exons. The coding region runs from base 139 to 3186 and encodes 1015 amino acids. Gene Ontology annotation, cellular component: nucleus. Gene Ontology annotation, biological process: regulation of transcription by RNA polymerase II. The record is from RefSeq and is a predicted model, not a curated record.